GUGGCAGCCGCUCGCUCGGCCAGUCGCGCGUUACAGUUCCUCUCGAAGCCACCUUCCGUCCGAACCCGCAGUGUCCCAGUGCUUCUGUGUUCAGUGGAUAACUCCUUGGAUUCCGUGCGCCGAUGAGAGACUGACAGGCCGCCCUUGCUCCUCCCGCUCCUGCCGCUACAGGCCGCUCGAUCCCGCCCAGGACUCCUCCUUCCGCCGGGGUCAUCCACCUGCCCGCAUCCUGCCGCAGGAGCGCCCGCCCGCGUCACUAGCCCCAGCGCGCGCUGGACUAGUGCACCUCCGCCCGCCAGUGACCGCUCCGCCGCCCUCGCCGCCCGCACCUCCCGCGGGCUGUGACGAGCACGUGAGUGAGCGUGUGUGUGCGUGUGUGUGAGCGUGUGCGUGUGUGAGUGAGCGUGUGUGUCGAAGGAGCCUCGCCUCCGACCUCCCACGUCCCACGCACUCCGCCCGCCCCGCCCUCGCCUCCGUCAGCCGCGGCGCCCUCGGGAGCGAAGUCCUUGCGCUUGUAACCGUGGCCGAAGAAGCUCUCUUCAUGAUUACCAUGGACAUCCCGACGCCGCCGACGCCACACCAGGUGGUCGCCCAGAACAUCAUGCAGCAGCCGAGCCCCGACGACUCCAAGAAGAAACAUCGCGCCACUGGCCACCACGACGAAGUGUCCGGCACCUAUUACUUUGGCGAGAAUCCAUCGAAAGGCCAUGGCGGCGUGAACCAGCUGGGCGGCGUCUUCGUGAACGGCCGCCCUCUGCCCGACAUGGUGCGCCAGAGAAUAGUGGAGCUCGCACACAACGGCGUCCGCCCCUGCGACAUCUCGCGCCAGCUGAGGGUGUCCCACGGAUGCGUCUCCAAGAUCCUGUCCAGAUAUUAUGAGACCGGCAGCUACAAGGCGGGCGUCAUCGGGGGCUCCAAGCCCAAGGUGGCGACGCCCGUGGUGGUGGAGGCCAUCGCCAGGUACAAGCGCGAGAACCCCACCAUGUUCGCCUGGGAGAUUCGCGACAGGCUGCUGGCGGAGGCCGUGUGCACCCAGGAGAACGUGCCCUCCGUGUCCUCCAUCAACAGAAUCGUGCGCAACAAGGCGGCGGAGAAAGCCAAGCACUCGAUGCCCGGCACGCUGUCCCCGGUGUCCCAGGCGACGUCGGUGAUCGCGCACGCCCCGCCCGCGCCCCACGAGACGGCCCUGCAGCGCCAGGGAUCCUACUCCAUCAACGGCAUCCUGGGCAUCCCGCCCCACACCGACCCCAACGGCAACAUCAACAAGAGGAAGCGGGAAGAGACCGAUGAACCUCGCGAUAUGAUUGGCCACCCGGACGACGACCCGAAGCGCCAGAGAACGCAGUACAACACAGACCCGCUUUACACUAAUAUGUUAUGGUCGAAGCAAGCCUGGCCGACCCUCAAGACCGAAGACGCCACCAAGACGUUGCUGCCCGACCUCGGCGGCGGAGUCACGGGGGGCGCCGCCUCCCCCUACAGCAGCGUGCAGUCGUUCGUGGACCACCCGGCCAGCUACCCGUCGGUGUCCGCCGCCUCCGCCUCCACGGACGCCCUCUACGAGACGAUGGCCAUGACGCAGUCCAACACCAACCAGGUCUACUCGCCUCCUCUCGCCACUUCGCUCGGUAGCGCAGGUGGACUGACACCUCUCACACCCAUCACCAUGCAAGACGUGAAGCCCGUGCUCGCCGCUCCUUCGGUCCUUGACACAACCGCGUCCCAGUUCCAUCAAGGUGGGUCCGUCUACACCCCCCUGAGCGGCACCCAGCCUCAGCCCACCUCUAACGCCGCCUACACCACCGCGGCCGCCCACUACCCGGACCACACGCCCGUGUCGCCCGCCCAGUGCACGGCGAGCGAGAGCGUGACGUCGCUGGACACGCUGGUGGUGGCGCCCUGCUCGUCGCCGCUCAAGGCCGACACGCCCUGCACCUCCGCCCUCACGGUCCUGCAGCCGCGUCGCACGCCCACGCCGCCACCCACCACGCCCCCAACCAUGCGCACACCCACGUGCACACCCCAUCGCAUGCCCACGUACCCAUGCAUGCCCAUGCCGCGGUCACCCCCGACCCGACCUACACCGCCCUCCCGCCCAUCACUCACUACGCAGGCACGGCCGGGUCCAUGGCAGACUACACGUACUCGUCGCCGUACACUCAGUACUCCUCCGCGUACCCCACCUACGGAUAUGGCACGGGGGGUCUCCUUAGUAAGUAACUACAUGGGGAACUACUCGACCUCCAGCAACGGUGGUAACAACAGCAGCGGCGGUGGCAACAGCGCCAACAGCAACGCCACCACCAACAGCGCCAACACCACCCCCACCAACAACAACAACAACAACAACAGUCACAACAACACGGCGGCGCGCCUGCGCAUGUUGCAGUCGUCCCUCGGCGCCUCCAUGUGCGGCAGACAGGACCGCUGCACGUAACGCUGUGACGUCACCUCGUCUCUGCUGUGCGUCCGUUGGCGAGCAGGUGUCCGGCUUAUCAAGACAACUGUGAUGCGACAGACCUCCGCUCCCCCUCCUCGCUGCCCCUCCCCCUCCGAGGGUCUCCCCUCCCCCCUCCCUUCCCCCCGCGCUCGGGAGGCUCCAGCCUCGCGCAGACGCGGCGCGAGAGAAGGACUGCGGGAGAAGGAAGAUCGCGCGCCCGCGGACUCAGCCGCGCGGGUGAGGACCGCCAAGUCCAGAACCGCGACGACGUCGACGAAGAGGAGGAGAAGCCAAAAAGGACCCGAACACAAACGAGGAAGGAACGCCGUCUCACGACCUGCGCCGCAGCCGCGGAGAGCGAGAGACGACCUUUAGUGUAGCUGAGUGCGUGUUUGAGCAGCACGGACCGAUCUCUUAGCUAGGAUACCAAAGAAUACCCACUCAAGUCACGAGCUUGCUUGAGUCGUGGCGGCCGAACGACCCUUUCCUUCUUCAGGCACACGCGUUCGCUUCAGGAACGAACACACGGUCAACAGCCCUCCCUCCCCGCCUCCCGCCCUCCCCCUCCCCCGCCCCCCGCCCGAGGCAUUCAUCUUGUACAUAGCACCGUCGACGCAGCCUUUCCUGGUGUGCCUGAAGGAGGCAAGCGAGGGGCGCCGACUCGCACACCUCUUUCCACUCUGGGCGCGGCGGGGAAGCCCUCCUCCCGACGCGGGAUGAGAGCAGCCAUCCCCGCCGCCGACCACUCUCCUCUGUCGGGUCUCGGUUUUCUGUUUGUUUGGGGUUUGUCGCUGUCCAGGACCUAGAUCUACGACUCGCGUUUUUGGCGUCGAUCAAAAACCUUCUAAAUCCCUGUAUCGUUUAAGUUUGAUUAUGAUUUUUUUCAUUAUGAUAAUAUAUGUAUUUUUUUCAAACAAAGACGCCUGUGAAAUGGUGAUUCGAUUACCUCUUUUUAUAUAUAUAUAUACGAAUAUAUAUAUUAUAUAUAUAUACAUAUAUACCUCUUAUUUUGUCUUGAAGAGGCUAAGAAAAACAACAAGAAGGCGGUUGAGGGCCCCGCGGGCGGCCGUCGGGCCCUCGGGCGCCGCCGCUAACCAAAGAGGCGUUUUUGGCUUCUGUCCCCCAGCCUGUGCGGUACAAGGCGAAGCUUAGUCAGGUGGACCUCUGGUGGCACGGAGGUUGCUCUCGGCCUCCGUUUUGGAGGAGGCAUUUUUUUUGUAUAGACACGUUUUUAAAAAAGAAAGAAAAAAAGAAUGAUGACAAGUUGACCUAUGUAUUAUUAAUAAAAAAGACCUAUUUAUAAAAUCUGCCGAAGUUAAAUGCCCUAGGUAGGUCAUAGAGUUAAGGAGAGAAUAGGUUUAAGGUUUUCCAUUCGCCCUUUCCCCUUCCCUCCCAGGAUGCAACACUCAACCCACCCCCCCUCUCUCUCUUGUUUCUUCGCCGAUUCCGUUUUUAUUUAUUCUAUUUUGCCCAUCACCACUCAGUUAUAUUGUACAGUAUUAGUCCUAGGGUCUCAACUCGCACCUUAUAGAUGCCCCCACUUUCACAGUCACAAAGUAUUACGCGUUUGGUAAGAAUGUCCUUCAUUUGAUUAAGAGGAACGAAGCGGAGCGGUAUUCUGGACCAAAUACCGGUUUUGAGUUUUUUAAUUAUUGUUAUUAUUAUCAUUAUGAUGAUGAUUAUCAUUAUUAUUCUAAUUUGUAAGAGAUUAUCCACUGCAGCUGUAUUGCCUACGGGUCAGUCUGGAUUUUAUGCUUGUCAGGAUACCUAGAUUUAACAAAUAAAGUAUUCGUCAAAGUUUUUAUGUAUGUGUCUUACAGGCGGUCGGCAGGUGACGCUGCCGCCCCGCCGCGAAUGGCUACAUGAACUAGUCUCAAUCAUUCACUUUCCGUGAAAAGCGAAAGAAAAUUCUGAUUUAUCUCUCUCAUAUCAUGUUUAAUAAAUCUUCAUAUAUAUUUUUCCUUUUUCGAAAUACUCCUACUUGUGAUCGGAAUUCUCAAAAUUUAGAAGACUUUCCCCCACACAAACUUUUUUAUUUUUUACAAAUUCUCAUGCAAACAAUUCUCAUUAUUUCUAAAGCUUAUUUUUAAAAGGUAAUUCUUAAUUAUUUAAUUGUUUCUCUCAACGAAUCCGCGGCCACCACGAAGUGCUGCGCCGCGAGUGUACAUUUGGGGCUUCUUUGCGAAAGGGUAACAGGUGUAAAGCUUUUCUGUUCGAGUUUUGUUUGUAGUCUGUUAUGUGCAGUCACUGCAUUGCUCUUUUAUGUGUAAAAGCAUUAUGUUUACGAUAAUGACUUAUUAUUGAUUAUAGAUUUUUAUCAUUAUUAUGGUCAUUGUGUUUUUUGUCAUGCAUUCAGUGUACCGUCACAGUAUCUCUGAAUUUUUAUGCUGUAAAAAUUUUGUGUUCGUUGGUCGAUGUGGCUUCAGCGCCUCAUCGCCAGCAUGUAUGCAAUCAUUGCUUGAUUUCUUGUCAUCAAUUAGAUUUUUAUAUAUGCCUUAUGUCCAAAACAUUGUUAUUAUGGUCGUUAUAUCAACAUUUUUUAUAUAUCUCCAGUGACAGUGUUUCAUAUUUUUUAUUUUGUCUCAACCUACAAACAGUAAAAUGCGCAUCAGUAUGUUGUGAAUUGGUUGCCAGUUUGUGUAUUUGCUUCGAUUUUUUUCCACUAUUGAAGAGAGCGAGUCUUCCACGACUGUCUGCAACUGAUGCUGUUUAGUCAGACACAGUAAAACCUACAUAUUGAUGUAUGCAGCAACAGUAGGUAUAGCUAUAGAAAUAAACAACUGCUCUUUAUAGUAAAA
Penaeus vannamei (Pacific white shrimp) is the source of this 5238-nucleotide messenger RNA. Lineage: Eukaryota; Metazoa; Arthropoda; Malacostraca; Decapoda; Penaeidae. The record is from RefSeq and is a predicted model, not a curated record.